Molecule: messenger RNA, 1990 nt
Organism: Diorhabda sublineata
Lineage: Eukaryota; Metazoa; Arthropoda; Insecta; Coleoptera; Chrysomelidae
Gene: IFT52
Product: intraflagellar transport protein 52 homolog
Exons: 1
Coding region: 696-1943 (415 amino acids)
Biological process (GO): intraciliary transport; cilium assembly
Cellular component (GO): intraciliary transport particle B; centriole; cilium
Source: RefSeq, a predicted model, not a curated record
AAUAUAAAUGUAUCUGAAACCCAAAAAGAAUAGGUAAUAAUCAACUUUCUACAAUGGCAUAGAUUUUAAACACACCUAUUAUUUCAAGUUACCAGAAAAAAAUUUUUCAAUAUGCUGGCAAUUUAUUGAUUUUUGCAGUCAAAUUUAAUGUGAAAAAAUCAAAGAGGUAAUUAUCUUUUUUAUCAUUUCGAAGCGUUGUUUCCUAAGAUUAGGACCGCUAAGCUGAGUAGUAAACAAAGUUCGAUAGUAUUAAGCCCACAACAAACGUGUUUAUCACACAGUGAUGAGUAAAUAUACCUAGUGUUGCAUAAGUUAUAAAUAUUUAUAUAUAAAGCCGAUGAGUUUUGCAAAGUUGGGAAUAUUUAAAUAGUGGUCCCAAUGUAGAUUAAUGCUUAGUAUGUGCUAAUAAAACAGUUCGUACAUUAUUGAAUUGAAUAAUUUUUACUAUUAAUUUCAGUUUUCCCUAUUUAUUUUAACUAUUUUUCAAUUAUUUAGCUUUUGUGACAAACAAAAAGGGCAAUACUCUCUAUGAAGGAACGUAGCCAAAAAUGACAUAAAUUUGUUUUCAGUAUGUUGUGUGUAUUUGUUGCUAAGAAACCAAUUGACUCCAAACAAAAAGAUAUUGGUCAUUUUAAUUAAUUGAAAAAAUAAAUAUACUUCACAUAAGAAUAAUACGUAUAUCUAUUUCUACUAGUAUGGCUCCUACUGAUGAUAUUUCGUUAGAUAAUAAAAACACAAUAAUAUUCAACUCUACAAAGCAAGAAAUCUUUACUUUAAAUGAAAACUUUAAAAUAUUUCAACGAAAAUUGAAACUUCAAGCAAAAGUUAUCAUUAACAAAGAAGAAAUAACUGAAAACACUUUACGAAACUGUUUGGUAUUUAUUUUAGCAGCACCUCAAAUAACUUUUGAAGAAUCUGAAAUUAAUAUAAUGCAAAAUUAUAUAGAAUCAGGUGGAAGAAUGUUGAUUUUACUAACAGAAGGAAAUCCCGCAGACACUUGUAAUAUAAACAUAUUACUUGAACAUUUUGGUAUAAUUCCAAACAUUGACUGUAUUAUACGUACCCAUUACUUCAAAUAUUUCCAUCCUAAAGAAUGUUACAUAAGUGAUAGUCAAAUAACUACAGUAUUAAAUAAGGGAAAACUGGAUAUACGUUUUGUUUAUCCAUUUGGUUGUACUCUAAGUGUCAGUAAACCAAGUAUAUCUGCAUUUACCAGUGGUUUGGCGUCGUUUCCUAUCGAUAGACCUAUUGGAGCCUUAUAUUAUAAUGAAAAAUCAGGAGGUAGGUUAGUAGCAGUAGGUUCCAGUCACAUUUUUUCAGACAAAUACCUCGAUCAUGAAAAUAACGACAAAUUAAGAGAACUUAUCAUGGAUUUCUUGAUGGGUCAAGAAAAAGUCCCGAUUCCUUCAACAGAUUAUGACGAUAUAGAUAUAAUAGAUCAUCAUAUUGUGCCUGAAACAGCAAUGCUUGCAGAAAAGCCAAAACUCUGUUUAAGUGAUGCCGUAAGCCAUACUGUGGUGGAUUAUUCCAAAUUAUUUGACCAUAAAAUGUACUCUAUCAAUACAAUGCUGGUUCCUGAUUCAAUAAAAUUGUAUGAAGACUUGGGUAUUAAGCAUGAACCUCUGAAAAUUAUUACUCCAAAAUUUGAAGCUCCUUAUCCUCCAUUACAACCUGCUGUAUUUCCUCCUUCUUUCAAGGAUCUACCGCAACCACCCUUGGAACUUUUUGAUCUAGAUGACGCUUUUAGUUCCGUAUUUACAAAUUUGGCACAAUUCACAAACAAUUUUAUGAUGAACGAAAAUGAAUCUGAUGAAAAAAUAGAGAUGUACAUAGUAGAGUGUUCUAAGAUUUUAAAUUUAGAAGAUAUAGAUGAUGCACUAGGUAUAUUGUAUAAAAUAGGAUCUGAAAUAACUGAUUUUAAAAGCAUUGAAACUAUAAAAUAGCUUUAUACAUUCACUUUCUUUGUAUUAUCAAUAAAUGAUACUACCCA